CGCGCCACCGCCGCGCACACCAGGCGAUCGAAGGACGGGAGUUUGGCCAUGCGGGAUGCUCUCGAGGACGACGCGGCCUGCGGGGGGCUGCUCAGUCGAUCAUGGCUGCCGCCCCGCAUGGUGGUGUCGGAUCUCGAGUACGCUGAGUCUCGCGAGUGGCCCCUCGUUGGUCGCUCUACGCUGGCCCGCAUCGAUUCAUCCUCGUUGCUGUGGUUGUCGCUCUUCUGGCUCGCCCUCGGGCCCGGGCCGCGACUGGACGCUCUGGAUGGCCUGCUAUUGCUACUGGUCUGCGGGGUGUAGUGCAUGGAACUCGGCAUGUCUGGGUGCUCGCGCAGCCUCUUCCUCCUCUCCUCGCCUCUGCAUCGGAGGCAGCGCGCGGAGAGAUUGUAGGAGACUUGACGCGCAGAACAGGCGAGCUGCGGUAUCCGGCAUCUUCCGAAACGGGUUGGCCCCGAUGUGUCGCUUGGGCCUUCGAUGCCCUUUACGCUUUCUCUUCGCUCCGAUUUGCCGGCUCUAAAUCUUGGCCGUCGCGGUUCGCUUCGGUCAAAGGGCGCGCGCGCUCAGCCGAUGAGCGCACCUGUUGCCAUCCGCCGCCCCGGCCACUGGCGGGUCGAUGCGCGAUGGUCCACUCAGACUCGGGCCUGAGAAAUCUACCUCCGAAGUCGGCUUUGGAUGGGCUCCUUGGGCUUGGGAUUUUGAAGGCCCUCGAGUCGGUUUUAGGUUCCUCCGCAACCUGCAAUCCCCCGUGAAGUAGUGAGCGAAAUCACCCGCUGUUGUUCUUCACACUCAGCCUCCGAACUCUUCGCGAUAGUCGAUCCGUGGAAUUUCGAAGGGAUGAGCAGCUGGUGACCCUUCGGCUCCUUGCCUCGGCCCAUGAACAGGUGUGCACAAUCUACACCUCAAUUUGGUGGAAUUUUGCCGGAAACGUCCGAUUUCUACGGGAGCAAUUGGGCGUAGGACGAGGGAAUUCGCACUUUUGUCGACGAAGAGGGAGAGAGAGAGUGAGAGGGAGAGAGGGAGUUGUUCACACUUCGUCGUCUCUCUUUCUCAAUCUUCUCUCUCUCUCUCUCUCUCUCUCUCUCUCUCUCUCUCUCUCUCUCUCUCUCUCUCUCUCUCUCGAUUUCGAUUCUGCAACCCUUCCUUGUGAAUCGAUACCGUGGUGGCUUACUUCGGCUCGAGCCCAAAGAGAGGAGUGUUGCAGUAACUAUGCUCCCGAAUUUGGCCGAGAGUGAGCGCUUGAAGUUGCAACAGGCUGUAGGCUGGAGGACAGACUAGUGUAAAACAUACCAUGUUCGACAAACCUAGUUUUGAACUCUUGCUGUCAGCUCGACAGACUGUUUAAGCCAAUCAAAAAAGUGUGUACUAUAUCAUAGACCGGAAGGAAUGAGGGCCUCCAAAGACAUUACAUCUGAUGGACUCUGGUCGGCAUUUAACAUCAAAGAACUGAAUGGGAAUUUCUCAUCUUGACCUCUUUCAAGGCAGUUUCAAGAUGCCUCUUUCGAAGAGGAAUUCUCUACCAAAUCUUCUCAUGUGUUGUAGAGACCAUCUCAGACCUGCACUACUUUCCACCUACAGUAGGUGAUGAACGUGAACGACUUCCGAUACCAUAUUCAAAUUUAUCAAAAGCUGACGUAUGGAUGCUCUGUUGGGACCACUACUUUUAACCAAGAGGAAUAAAUGUCGAACUCGCGGCUAAAAGAGCAUGUACCGAAAAGGUCUGGUGGUUCGGUGAGCGAGAAUUCCCAGAGAGCAGCGCAAUCUUGCCCUGUCUUCUAAAAUCAGCGCAGAAUCUUCUGCGAUACCUGGCCCUGCUUGGAAAGAUUCUGUUUUAGUGGUGCAAGGAUAAUGGCCGGUGACAAGGCGAAAGGGGGACCUUCCCCCAGAUCCAAAUCCGCCAAAGAAGUACCCAAGAGCACUGACGAAAAAAGAGACGUACCAUUCUCAACGGCACAUGUGGAUCGACUACGGUACGCUCGAGACAUAUCGAUAGCAGAAAGAAGCCGAGAAGCAAGAAUCCUUCGCACUCGAGGUAUGCGGCAGACAUUGCUGGGGCCGGAUUUCCGAAGGGAGCCUCGUGGUCGUCACAAGGAGCUCCCGCACCUCAUGCGCGGAUCGCUCUCGCGCUGGCAUGACUACAACUGCCGCGUCUGCCAGCCCUCGAGCUUGAGCCACGCUCCCGACUGCCGCAGAUGCCAGCCCCUGGCCGCGUACGCAGUCGGCGCUCACAAACUACAUCCCCCUUCCAUGAACUACUUGCCGGUGACCAUGCAGUACCUGAACGAUGCUUACAUGGAUUCCACGUACGCCCACCACGUUCCCGAUGAAGACUUCGCCGAUUCCUGGCGGAGGAUGAAGAUUGCGAGGCAGCAGCGCGCGGCAGUCCAACGCGAGCGGACUCUCCACUGGUGACCUUGCUUCCCGCACAGCAAACAUUUAUUUAUCAUCGAGUGUUUCGUCGGGCCGGUCAUCGAAGACGACUAGGGCGGACACUCCAUGGCAUUCAAGGAGUGAAUUCAAUAUUUCCCAAUAUAUUGCAGCUUGUUUUUAUCGUGCGCUGCUGCUCUGCUGAAGAACUGAAAAGGAAACGCCUUGUACCCGACUUAAUGGUCCAUUCACGUGGUACGAAAUGAGUUUCCUUUCUUCUGAUUACUAUCUUUAUAUAUUAUAACUUUGAUAAUCAUCUUGUUCGGACAAGAUUCCUGCGCAUUCUUCUGAAAAAUAUUAUUCUUCUAUGAUAACUACCUUUGGUGGAAAUUUAUCAUUGCUUUCUGAAAAGUAGUCCAAUCGACAAUAUGGAUGAAACUUUUUAUUAUUGAUUAGAACUAUGGAAAAUAGGCACGCAUGUCUAAUUCAGAUAGACAUGCGUGUCUAUUGUGUCUAUUUGUUGUAGACCAGGGUCCAAGUCGGAUGUCUAUAAUUUUGAUCCAAUGUAGCAAUGUGAGAUCAAUCGGACCUUUUUGUAUGCAAUUUGAUCUGA
Molecule: messenger RNA, 2977 nt
Organism: Marchantia polymorpha subsp. ruderalis
Lineage: Eukaryota; Viridiplantae; Streptophyta; Marchantiopsida; Marchantiales; Marchantiaceae
Source: the annotation of a GenBank genome assembly